Ilex paraguariensis (yerba mate) is the source of this 429-nucleotide messenger RNA. NCBI's taxonomy places the organism in Eukaryota, Viridiplantae, Streptophyta, Magnoliopsida, Aquifoliales, Aquifoliaceae. The record is from the annotation of a GenBank genome assembly.
AUGACUCACCACCGCCGCAACCACCACUCUCACAUCUCCCCCCACCCUGUUCGAAGGCGGUUGAGUGUUUCUAGGCGAACCCCAACCACCCUACUCAACAUGGACACGACCAAUUUUAGAGUCGUGGUGCAACAAUUCACAGGUGGUCCAAGAGCACCGUUCGUCUCCGGUUCUCAAUAUUCGAUUUCUAGCGGAACCAACUUUAACUUCAAACUCAAAAAUUGUCACCAGAUUAUAAACCCUACUGCAACCAUGGUUCCUUCAGCAUAUCAUCUUCAAUUUCAGCAACAUCAAAACUACAUGUUCUCUCUGAAUGAUAGUCAAAGGGAUCACGAUGCCUUUGGCCAUAGACUUAACAACUCCAAAAGGAGCAAACUUGAAAUGGAGGUCUAUGAUGGGCCUAGGGCUUCUUCCUCGAAUGAGAACUAG